Molecule: messenger RNA, 1342 nt
Organism: Momordica charantia (bitter melon)
Lineage: Eukaryota; Viridiplantae; Streptophyta; Magnoliopsida; Cucurbitales; Cucurbitaceae
Product: NAC domain-containing protein 21/22
Biological process (GO): regulation of DNA-templated transcription
Molecular function (GO): DNA binding
Source: RefSeq, a predicted model, not a curated record
CUUUUGAUCAUAAGUUGUAUUAUUAUUCAUUCAUCAUCAUAUUCAAUUUUCUUUGUUGUCCUUUCUCUCUCUCUCCUAAUUCUGUGAUUUUGCAGAAGAAAAGUGUUGUAGAGAGAGAGAAGGAAAAUGGAGAAUAAUAUAAGCAUGGUGGAGGCGAAGCUGCCCCCUGGAUUUAGAUUCCAUCCGAGAGAUGAAGAAUUGGUUUGUGAUUAUUUGAUGAAGAAGAUCGGCUCUGUGUGUGAUGAUUCUUCUUCUCUUUUGAUUGAAGUUGAUCUCAAUAAGUGCGAGCCAUGGGAUAUUCCAAGAGAGGCAUGCGUGGGGGGAAAGGAGUGGUACUUCUUCAGCCAGAGGGACCGUAAGUACGCGACGGGGCUGAGAACGAACCGCGCCACCGCCUCAGGUUACUGGAAGGCCACUGGCAAGGACAGGCCCGUCUUCCACAGGGCCAACCAGCUCGUUGGCAUGAGAAAAACCCUUGUUUUCUACCAAGGCAGGGCCCCUAAAGGCCGCAAAACCGAGUGGGUCAUGCAUGAAUUUCGCCUCGAGGGUCCCCUUUCUCCUCUCAAAGAUUCCUCUCCAAAGGAGGACUGGGUUCUGUGCAGAUUGUUCUGUAAACACAAGGAAGUUGCCACCCAACCGAGCUCUGGUAGCAGCAGCUGCUACAACGACAUGACCACCGCCUCAUCGUCUCUCCCUGCUCUAAUGGAUUCGUACAUCAGUUUCGACCAAAACCCGAGCAGCCAUUUAAAUGAGUAUGAGCAAGUGCCCUGCUUCUCCAUUUUAGCUCAAAACCAGACAAUCCCAUCUCUAUCAAACCUCAUACAAAUGGAGCCAAACCUAACCAACACCAAGAACUUCACCACCAUGUUUGGAGGAUUCCCAAAUUCAAGCACUUGUUCAUCAAAUUUAGACCCUUUUGGCUGUGAUUCAAAGGUUGUGAAAGUUGUUCUAAAUAACAUCACUAAAAUGGAAGCAAAUGCCAACUCCUUCAGAGGGCAACCCAGCAUGGGAGAGGGCAGCUCUGACAGCUACUUAUCUGAGGUUGGAGAUGACAUUGCCAGCUUAUGGGACAGGUGACCAGAAGAGAAAAUGGAGAAAGAAGAAACCAGAAAGAUUGUUGUAAAGAAAAUGGUGAUUCUCAGAAGGAUUAUAGUGUAAAAGGGGUUUUUUUUUCUCUUUUUUUAAUUUCCCAAGUGUAAAUUUUAUUGCAUAUGUGGGGAACUUUUUAAAGCCUAAUUCAUGGUUGAUUAAAUGCAACACUGAUUGUUUGAGUGCUCAUAGACUCGGUGUUUCUUUGUUUUGUCUUCUCUUUUUUCAAAUAGUUAUACCAAUAUUUGGUCCA